Gracilinanus agilis (Agile Gracile Mouse Opossum) is the source of this 2508-nucleotide messenger RNA. It is a transcript of the gene TBC1D5, whose product is annotated as TBC1 domain family member 5. Gene Ontology annotation, molecular function: GTPase activator activity. The coding region runs from base 277 to 2508 and encodes 743 amino acids. Gene Ontology annotation, biological process: activation of GTPase activity. The transcript has 23 exons. Lineage: Eukaryota; Metazoa; Chordata; Mammalia; Didelphimorphia; Didelphidae. The record is from RefSeq and is a predicted model, not a curated record.
GCGCCUGGGAGAGAGAGAGGAGGGGAGGAGGAGGAUUAGCGGGGAGCGUGAGCGUCCGCUGCCCAGCAAAACUUCUAAAGAUUUGGAGAAGAUAGAAAACAACCCAAAAGGCUAAAGCAUUAUUGUACUAGAGCUGAUUGUUAAAUCUUGCCCAGCACAUCCGUGGCAAUAUCCUCCACAGUGGAUGGGAAUGGAGUGGAGGGAAUUCAUCUAAAAGACAUUUCAAAGGAAAAUCAGAGCAUCCAUUACUUUUGAGGAUAGUUGCUAUUGCUAGCUAUGUUUCCUUCCUUCUCUGAAACUCGUCACCCCCUGCAGGCUGAAGAACAAGAAGUUGGCAUUGACCCUUUGUUGAGUUAUUUGAAGUCUGAAGGUGAAUCCAAUGAAAAUGGAAGAAUAAAUCCUACCACAGAUUCUGAUGGUACUUUUAUUUCCUACAGUAAAGAAUGGGAAGAACUAUUUGUAAACAACAAUUACUUGGCAACUAUACGGCUGAAGGGGAUUAAUGGGCAGCUGAGAAGCAGCAGGUUCCGCAGUGUUUGCUGGAAGCUUUUUCUGAAUGUUCUCCCUCAAGAUAAAAGUCAGUGGGCUAGCCAAACCAAGGAAUUGAGAGCAUGGUACAACAGAAUCAAAGAAAGACAUAUUACCAACCCUCGGAAAGCUGCAGGACAACAGGAUUUGAUGAUCAAUAAUCCUCUCUCUCAGGAUGAAGGGAGUCUUUGGAAUAAAUUUUUUCAGGAUAAGGAGCUUCGAGCAAUGAUUGAACAGGAUGUCAAAAGAACGUUUCCUGAAAUGCAGUAUUUCCAACAAGAAAAUGUGAGAAAAAUUCUUACAGAUGUUCUUUUCUGUUAUGCGAGAGAAAACGAGCAGUUGCUUUAUAAACAGGGUAUGCACGAGCUGUUAGCACCGAUAGUCUUUAUCCUCCAUUGUGACCACCAAGCCUUCCUACAUGCCAGUGAAGCUGCACGGCCAAGUGAGGAAAUGAAAGCUCUUUUGAAUCCAGAGUACUUGGAGCAUGAUGCCUAUGCAAUGUUUUCACAUCUUAUGCAAACUGCUGAGCCCUGGUUUUCGACUUUUGAGCAUGAUGGUCAAAAGGGAAAAGACACGAUGAUGCCGCCCAUCCCAUUUGCCAGGCCACAGGAUUUAGGCCCAUCCAUUGCUAUUGUUACGAAAGUAAACCACAUUCAAGACCAUCUCCUAAAGAAGCAUGAUAUUGAGCUCUACAUGCACCUGAACAGACUAGAAAUUGCUCCACAGAUAUAUGGACUGCGAUGGGUCCGACUGCUGUUUGGACGAGAAUUCCCUCUUCAGGAUCUUCUGGUUGUCUGGGAUGCUUUAUUUGCAGACAGUAUCAAUCUGGGCUUAGUGGACUACGUUUUUGUAGCCAUGUUACUAUAUAUUCGAGAUGCAUUGAUCUCCAGUAACUAUCAAACCUGCCUGGGACUUCUGAUGCAUUACCCACCAAUGGGGGAUGUGCAUUCACUUAUCCUCAGGGCCCUUUUUCUCCGAGACCCAAAGAGAAAUCCAAGACCUGUGACACAUCAGUUCCAACAAAAUUUAGAUUAUUACAAAGCAUGUGGAGCAGAUCUUAUGAAUAAAACCCGGGCUAAUGCCAAAGCUGCCCCACUGAACAUAAACAAGGUCUCCAAUAGCCUACUUAAUUUUGGCAGAAAAUUAAUUGGCCCAGCCAUGACCACAGGCAAUAUGGUUGGCCCCAUCCCCAGCGGCAAUAGUGGCGCGGCGCCUGCUGUCAUGACGGUCAGGACCCCAGCCGAAGCCCCCCGGCAGCACCCCCCACCGCCGCAGACACAGCAGCAGAGAAUGAUGAAAUCGGAGAGCAUGCCAGUUCAGCUCAGCAAAGGAGAUGUAGUUACAGGAAGCGAUGCUCAGGUUUCUGUUCCUGUCCAGACUCUAACUGGCCUCCAAGGGCAGAGCGCCAAGAACAUCAGUGCGUCUCCCAGCAUCGACAGUCUGCCCGGGGGGAGAGAGGUCACGGGCUCCCCGCCCUCGUCGGCCCCCAAGAAGGACUCUUUCUUCAGCACCAUCUCGCGCUCCCGCUCCCACAGCAAAACCAUGGGCCGGAAAGAAUCGGAAGAAGAAUUAGAAGCCCAGAUUUCAUUUCUUCAAGGACAGCUGAAUGACCUGGAGGCCAUGUGCAAAUACUGUGCCAAGAUGAUGAACACUCACUUGGGUACGCCCCUCGCUAUUGGCUUUGAGCGCAUCUUGUGUCCGCCAACAGUGCCUCACUGGCUUUAUGUCGAGGAGAGGCCUUCCCAGGUCAUAGGAGCGGCUUCCCUUCAUUACGUUAAAUGGACGCCCCUCCUCCCUGCUCAGUGGUGCACCUGCUGCUUUGCUUCUCUCAGCCCCAGAUUCCUCUUCACAAAAGCAGAUUCGGUCCCAGCUUCUCUGGCCUUCAGCCAGGACGAGGCCCAGGCACGUGGGUUUCCAGCCUCUCGUGCUGGUGGAUGCCCCACGCUGUGCAAGUUGCUCUCUGUCCCAACAACUGACUGA